Trichophyton benhamiae CBS 112371 is the source of this 1020-nucleotide messenger RNA. RefSeq lists its product as uncharacterized. NCBI's taxonomy places the organism in Eukaryota, Fungi, Ascomycota, Eurotiomycetes, Onygenales, Arthrodermataceae. Gene Ontology annotation, molecular function: acetolactate synthase regulator activity. Gene Ontology annotation, biological process: branched-chain amino acid biosynthetic process. Bases 1 to 1020 code for a protein of 339 amino acids. The transcript has 2 exons. The record is from RefSeq and is a predicted model, not a curated record. Gene Ontology annotation, cellular component: acetolactate synthase complex; mitochondrial nucleoid.
AUGGCCUCUAAAGCUCUCUGUCGCGGCCAAUUGCGCCUGGCAUGGGUUGCAGGCGAGAAUCCAUGUCAGCGUCUGAGCUUAAAGAGCUAUCACCAUCACCAGAGAUACCACCAACAGCAGCAGAUCAGACUGUCAUCCAGCUCAACAUCUGCCCUCGCGUACAAGGCUCUUCACAGGCGCUCACCUCCUCCGCUACCCGUCUCUGAUACAUCGCCGCAAUGGUCUGCUCCCGCCGCAGUGUCCUCCAUUCUUUACGAGACCCCUGUUCCGUCCACCAAGCCUCCGAAGCGCCAUGUUCUUAACUGCCUUGUACAGAACGAACCUGGCGUGCUGUCUCGCAUUUCCGGGAUCCUAGCUGCGCGAGGCUUUAACAUUGACAGUCUUGUCGUAUGUAAUACCGAAGUCGAGGACCUGUCAAGAAUGACCAUCGUGUUGCGCGGCUUGGACGGCGUUGUCGAGCAGGCUCGCCGCCAGCUGGACGACCUUGUCCCUGUCUGGGCUGUCCUAGACUACACAGACUCUGCCCUCGUCCAGCGAGAGCUGCUGUUGGCGAAGGUCAGCAUCCUGGGACCCGAAGUCUUUGAGGAGCUGCUUCAGCAUCACCAGGAAAUGUCUACUCCCGAGAGUGAUACCAAUAACCCGUCCUCCGAAGAAGCUCAGCAUCGAGAAAUGCACAAGGUGGACGGGUCACUGUCUGAAAUUGCCGACUAUCAUCCAAAUAGACUGGCUGCCAGUGAGGCUCUUCGACAUAAGCAUGAGCACUUAGAGGCUAUUACUCAUCUGACACAUCAGUUCGGAGGAAAGGUGCUGGAUAUUAGUACCAACAACUGCAUUGUUGAGCUCUCCGCGAAACCCAGCCGUAUCAACUCGUUCCUUAAGCUUAUCUCGCCUUUUGGUAUCCUCGAGUCUACUCGAACUGGUCUCAUGGCCCUGCCUCGUUCUCCUUUGACCUCGCCAGCUGAGGAGGUCGAAAAAGAAGCUGCCGACAUUGUCGAUACAAGCACCCUACCACCCGGUUAA